AUGCGUCCAAUAAUAACGGCAAGGUUAACAGCGGCACAAAAAUCCAAAGUCACAUUUACAUUAUUCUCAAGUGUUGCCCUAUUUGCAAUAUUUACAGUUGCAGCUCCAGCUCUCUUACCUU
Messenger RNA from Funneliformis caledonium, 121 nucleotides. The record is from the annotation of a GenBank genome assembly. NCBI's taxonomy places the organism in Eukaryota, Fungi, Glomeromycota, Glomeromycetes, Glomerales, Glomeraceae.